AUGACUCGUUCCAAUGAUAUGCAUGCUAGAAUUGAAGAGAUCUCGUCUUUUAUAGCUCAGAACGCUCCUCGGGCGUUCAAGUCUGUCUUGCAGUCAGAUCCCGCUCUAGAGAGUAGUGGAAUGAAAACUGAAGUUCAAGCAGUUACGGAGGCAUGCCAAGAGCUAGCAUCACUUCUUACUGAGCCACAUGAAUGGUUGGCCCAGGCCGCAUGGGCUUAUAUGGAUACCGUGGCUCUCUCUAUCGUGGUAGAGAUGAAUAUCCACCGUCAUAUCCAGGAAGGCGGCGGUUCGACCUCACUCGCUCAACUAGAAAAGAUGACAGGUGGCUCAAUCCAGUUGAUCAAAAGAAUAAUGCGGCAGUGUGUGAAGCGGUCGAUUUUCGAUGAACCUGAGCCGGAGAAAUACCGACACAACGCACGCUCAAUUUGUCUCCUCCAUCAUGAGUUCGCCUCCCUAGUCCACUAUCUGUACGUCAUAUCUGCACCUUAUUCUUCCCUAUAA
Molecule: messenger RNA, 501 nt
Organism: Penicillium verhagenii
Lineage: Eukaryota; Fungi; Ascomycota; Eurotiomycetes; Eurotiales; Aspergillaceae
Exons: 2
Coding region: 1-501 (166 amino acids)
Molecular function (GO): methyltransferase activity
Source: RefSeq, a predicted model, not a curated record